Messenger RNA from Hymenoscyphus albidus, 2737 nucleotides. NCBI's taxonomy places the organism in Eukaryota, Fungi, Ascomycota, Leotiomycetes, Helotiales, Helotiaceae. The record is from the annotation of a GenBank genome assembly.
GCUGUUUUGUUAGGCGCUCCUGCUCUGUAUAUUUCGGGCCCUCGCUUGGCGCUAAUAGAAAUAAAGGUGGGGCUCGGGAUGUGGCAGGAGCUCAGUCCCUCUCCUAACCAUUGAGUUUCCAUUAUUUUCAAAGCUUUGAAGCUCUCAAUGCGGGGUCGAGACCUCCUCUAUCUUCUUCAAUCCAGAUGUUGUACAUUAUACCUCGUUCACAAAACACCUCAUUUCCUCUUUCAGUAUGGAGGAGACAUAGGUAACACCCAACAGGGAUUGGCGCUAGCAGCGCUGAGUUGGAUUGGGAAGGGGAGUGGAGGGUUCUCAACCCCCAAGAACACGGCAUCCAUGUGCUGUGCAGGAGUCUGGAAUCUCCAAUUGCAGCGGCGCCAAAAAAAGGAAGAAGAAACGCCAACAUCCUCUCCUCUCCUCUCCCAACUCCCUGAGGUGUCGAGGGAUAUGUCCCUUCUUCCUCUUCUCUCCUCCUCACCAUCCCACUCGUUAGAUAUUAUAUUAUGAACCAAUCCCUCUCGCUCUCCUGACUCUGGACGCCGAAUUCGAAUUCAAAGUCCCCGUUGGAUCCUCCGGUCUGCUUGGACUUGGCUGUAGCCCACUCGCGGCACGCCUCCAUGUCGGACAACAAUGGGGGGAACGCGACGAAUGCGAAGGGCUUCGAUGCUAUAAAUCAGAAUGUUUUUGGGCUGACGGCGUUGAUUGUUUCGCUCGUGGCGCUGGUGACGACGGUGCUGCAGGUUUUGCAGCAGUACUUCUCGAGUGCCGAGGGGUAUCGACGUUGUGCAAAGAGUGUGAUGGGGGAUUGGAGUCAGGGCACUCAUAGGAGACUUGUUUGGAGGGAGUUUAGGGUGGAAGUGGUUUUUGAGACGCCGGUUAUACUUAUUGCUCAUCCUACGAAUACGAAAGGACCAAUUCAUAACCGACCUAUACACUACAUCGAUGGGACUGACGAGUCGUACCAAAACACCCGAGUCCUUAAGCCAGAUGACGAGAAAAACGCAAGCGACAAAACAGUUGGGAGAGUACAUACUGCUGAUGACGAGAGGGCGUCUUGGGUUACUCUUCUUUCAGCACUCCAAACUGCGGAAGCAAGCUCUCGAAGAUGGGAUGAACUGGAACGCAAUAAGGCCCCUCCUAAGAUUCCCAGAAUUCCACUAGCCGAACAUCAAAUUGCUGUAGGGCUGCAAAGGAAGACGCGGUCCUGGGACUUUAUUCCCUCGUCAAUUACGAAACCGUAUGCCACCACGGCGAUCUGCCAUUUAGUCGAAAUGAUGGCAAUGUUAGGCGUACACUGGAAAGUCUUCGACCAAAUAAUGUGGAAUUUGAGAGCGGAAGGAAACGGCUAUAUUUUGACAUCGACUACAGUACAUGGGCUUGGCGUCAUGGUGGUCUUUGCUAUAACUGGAAAGUCGAAAUUCGAAGAGUGUCGAGUGAUUCCGUGUGAAGCAGUCAAGGAACUGGCAUUUGGCACGGUUCCUAACAUAUUUGAUGAAAAGGAAUAUUUGACCAAGGAGCCAGAUGCUCAGAGUCUCCAGUUGCAAUUCGGGACACCGGAUGUCGUUGCUACAACUUUAGAAUCUCUAGGUUGUACACAAGAAACACUGGCACGAUGGGAAAAAGAUCAUAAACACAUAUUUUCUGGUAGGAAACCAUUCCUAACACAUUCUGUCUCCUACUAAUCACCUCACAGUAUCAUUCGAAAUCAUCGGCAUGCUAGGAAAAGCCUUCCGCAUCCGCGGCAGUAACUUCCGCAUGCUCCCUAACCCAACCACCGACUUCUGGAUGAAAAAGACUUAUCAAAAGGCCUCCUGGAAAAUCACCUGGUUGAUGGAAGUCUUCCAAGACAAACUAAAAGAGUUGAUAGAAUCCGAGGGUUUCCAACCCGAUCACCCAAUCAGCUUGAUUCGGUACAAGUGGAUAGAAAUUUCCGAUCUGGGAUGUAUAGACGACAGUACCCUUUCCCUCGAAGCCUGCGAACGCAUUCACGACGCUUUAGAUCAGAGCACGGACUAUCUCAAAAACCAAAAACAGCAAGUUGUCCUAGAUGUAGUCGUUGCGCAUCUUACCAAGGUGAUGUCCGUGCUCGAAGACCAGAGUUCGAAACUAAAUAAUAUCGUGUUGGCGAAAAAGGAGGAGACCCUGUUGAAUUAUUAUUUCUACCAUGUGAGACCGGCGGUUAUUGGGAAUCUGGAUUCGACUGGGAUCCUGUUGAGCAGGGCGGAGAAAGAGCUGAGGAAUACGAUCUGGAUUAGUCUUGUUUUUCGGAUGCUGUGUUGGCUUUUGUUGCAUGACUUUGAUCGGAGCGAUGUUAGGGUUGUUCCUAUGGAUAUGAAGGGGAGUCGGAUGCCGAUUUAUAUUGGGUAAUUAAUUUGGGGGAGACUGAGGGAGUUGAUAUAUAUCAUGACCUAUUGCGUGGCGUAGGGAUUUGGGAGAGAUGCAUCGUCUGAGCAUUACGUACUUGGAGUUUUAUUGGGUUUUUGAGCGUUCAGCGGCAUACCCGAAGGCAUAUUUUCUACGCCCUUAUUCUUUUCUUUACUUGCAUAGUUAGCUACGCUUUACUGUUUGGGGAUACCAUACCGUAUAGCACUAUCCCUUCGUGCGGAAUAUGCACAGCGCCCAGGCUUGGUACGGGGCUACAAGCGAGCCGUGGCGCCGCUAUACCUAAUUAGGACGUACCAAGUAUUAAAACUCUAUGUCUUGUUAGAAGUACGAAUAUUAUUAGAAAGUAAAC